Messenger RNA from Ruditapes philippinarum (Manila clam), 3135 nucleotides. RefSeq lists its product as uncharacterized. The record is from RefSeq and is a predicted model, not a curated record. The coding region runs from base 92 to 2725 and encodes 877 amino acids. Lineage: Eukaryota; Metazoa; Mollusca; Bivalvia; Venerida; Veneridae. The transcript has 12 exons.
UAAGUACUAAUAUAUGUACCCGAGAUGAUUAAACGUCAUGUGUAUGUGUAUAUACGAGCAGUUGUAAUGUGGUUUGAUUUAUGACAACAAUAUGGCCGAGAAUGGUCAAACUAAAACAGUUUCAUUUAAAGAUUUGAUAGAGAAGAAAGAUGUAUCUGUCACUGGAUUUGGGAUUUAUUUUAUAGGAUUGUCAACAAGUGGUGACGUUUCCAUAGAAACGAACGAUGAGAAUCUAUGUAUGGUAUUACUGACCUUAACACUACAAGAAAAUGGCGGCUGCACUUUAUCUCCCGCCAAUUCUGAUCUCGUCUGCUAUAUUAAUUCAAAUGACCCACUUUCUGGAGAAAUGCAUUUGAUCGAUGGUACAAAACUGGAGAUUGCAGACAAAAAGUUAAUGUUUAUAGAUGGUCCUAUACCUAGAAGACGGAGAAAACUACCCCCUACCCCCGGGCUCGCAGUUGGUGAUCCCCCAGCCAAACCAUCAAGAAACAAAAAAUCUGUCACCUCUACAGGAAGUGGUGAAAAGAACGCUACAGCAGACGACAGUUCCAAACCGAAAACGCAUAAUAACGCUGAAGAUGAUACAGAAGAAAAAGACAAUGCUGACAAAAGAUGGCUAGAGACGAGUUGGUGCAUGCUGGAUCUACGUGACUCCGAGCAAGAUUUGUUCCGUAACCUAGAAACGCCUGAGCAGAUCAGUAUUUUGUCAGCUAGUUAUUUUUCUAAACAAUUACGGAUGUUUACAGAUGCGACAAUAACCCAAAAGCUAUUAGACGACGUAUUUCGUCUGUUCAUGGAUACAGUAGAAGAUUGCAGGGAAAUUUACAUGAACUACUUAUCAGAUUUAUCCAAAGCACUGGCUAAGGUUCCUGAUAAAUCGAACACUAGACCUAUGCAUGGCCCUGCUGUACGGUUCCUCACAGAGCUACUUAAACAAUGCAUCGAUCCUGUUGAAAGAGUAAUUCUAAUAUUGGACCUACUUCGUACAUUUAGUCACUUUGAUAACAAUCUGACAACGAUGAUACACUACCAGACGACAUCUGCUGUUCUAGGAAGUAUGUCGGCAUAUCUAGAUGUUGUAGAAGUCCAGCAGUACGGCGUUGACAUCCUAGCCAAAAUAGCAACAUACAAACCAACUCUCGAUAAAAAGGCACCACUUCGUGAAGUUGGUCUUGAUCUGGUAAUACGGUCGGUGAAGUACCACGAAAUGAACGUGAAUCUGUCAAGGUCGGCAUGUCGCGUGUUUGCUAAUAUAGCCAGUACUUUCAUCAACGUUUUAAGCCACUGGCUUGAUACAGAACAUUCGUCGGAUACAGAUAUUACGAGGGUCAUAGAACAGUGUGAAAACCUUGUAGAAUAUGUCUUUAGGGAAGGUAUUCCAACAAUACAGGCAAUUAUGAAAACAUUUGGAAAUGAUCUUGGUGUAAACACAGAAGGAAGGAAAUUUAUAUUCUAUUAUGCCAAACUACCACAGCUUCAGUUAAAGAAGUCACAAUGGUUAAAACAGAAAGAUGCUAAACCUGAUACUCUUGAUAAUGAAACAAAUGAAUCGAUACACGGAGAUGACUUUCAUGAAAGUGUAACUAGUUCUCAGACGAUUUCGAAAAAUGAAUUUCUGUCCGGAAAAAUAGAAGAAGAAGAGCCGCAGGGCAUACUCAAACAUGUCGGUUCGUAUGACAAUCACCGGACAUCUGAAAAACGUUUGGUUUUCGCUGACGACACAGUUGGUGGUUCAGAUACUGAAACGACAUAUUCAUCCGUUAGCGAGGACGAGUUAGAACAUUCUGUGACUAGAAAUGUUACAGCUGAGGUUGCUGAAGACUUUUCAAAACAACUUGUUCAUCAUUUAGUGAGAAAGACCAUAAAACGUCGGAAAUCAUGCGAUGCCGACGGUGGUGAUGAUGAUGACCAGGCUGAUAUAUCUGAUAGUGACAGUGAAAAUGAGUUUUUGCAAAGUUUAUCAGUGACCAAUACAAAUGAAAAUAAAGAAGAAAAUAUUUAUGUCCAGAACGAAAGUGAAACGUCUGUGACAAGAAAUAGUGCAUUACUUGAGACAAAUAUUAAUGAUAAAGCAGUGGUGAAUAACGAUAUGACUGUAGAUAAAGAUAUUAAUAUACAUAGUGAGGUUUCGGAAGAAACAGAAGAAAACAGUAGAGUUGAAAAUAACACCAAAGUAGAUGUGGAUGCUGACCUCGGGAAGUCUGCUGUUAUCGAUGUAACGUUUCUUGGAAAACUUGUCCGGACACAGAUAAUUGUGCACGUUGGCUCGCUCGUGUUUCGUGGCGAAGAUUCUAUGGUACUAAUGGUGAUAGACAAACCUAUUGCAAAGCUCCUUGAAGAAACAGGAGCGCCUCCUGGACUGAUAGAAUUCGCGGAAAAACAAUAUGGCGGCGAGAUGACCUUAAUGGACCUUGAACCUGCAAUAGUAAUCAGCGUCAUUGAUGCUGUGAGAUACAGGUCUGUAACUAAAGAUCUCGUGCAGUCUGCAGUACUGAGUUUGACUCGGACAGUAAAUGAAAAGCUGCAGGCAGCUACACUAAAUAUAACCAUGUUGUUCUAUAAAGCUUUGUUUGCUGACGAACACCUGAGACCUAUUGUAACAGACGAGGAAUAUUUGAAAGAGUUUCGUCCAUGCUUUCAUAAUGCGACUGAACGAAUGGAGAAAUCUCAUAACGUUAAAGAAGUACGGAAAAAUCUUGGUGCUCAUUGUGUGCUAGACAAUUAAUGAUGUGAAAAAAGAAAGAAAUAUUCAUUAAACACCAAUAUUUAUAUAUUUUGCAGAAAACAAGCGUGUUUCAUCGGGUUUUUUUUUACUUUAUAAGUGCAAACACAAUUCAGGACAAUGGAUUGAUAAUAAAAAGAACUUAUGGUUCAUAUCCGUUUUGUGUGAAAGCAACCGUACGAUAUCAUACAUGUAUCAAUAUUGCCUAAUGGCUGUCUGAUGUAUCAUAAUCUUCAAGACGAUGUAUUAAUAAAUUUGCUUUAAUUUUAAACGUCCUGUGAUAUAUAUUAAUAGAGUCAUAUACUCCCUAAGGUAACCUUCUUCCUCACCUAGUAUGUUUUGCUGACCUUAACAUGCAUUGAAAGAUAUGAAUAUAUCAUAAUGUAUAUAUUUACGAGUAUAAUGUAAUCUAC